AUGACCCAAACCGCCGUAGGCCAUUUGCAGCAAGUUAGAGCUCGUAUUUCUCUUGAAGAGAUUGGAGAUUUCAACUUUGCUAGUAAUGUUCAAGUAAAGAAUGUGGAAAAGAAAGUUGAUGCAGUUUUGAUUGAGAAUAAGAGAUUGGCAGAUCGUGAAAAGAUUCUUGAGAUGCGUGCCAAGAAGGUUGAAUCUGAAAACAAGCCUUUGCUAAAGAAAAUUGAAGCAGAUCAGAUCGAGAUGGAUAUAAUGAAAGUGAAACUUGCUGAGCUAGAGGAAGAAAAGGCACGUAGAGACGAACAGAACAAGUACUUUGAAUUGAAGAACAAAGAAUUUGAAGCUGCCAAAGCGGUGAAAGAACAUGAGUUGUACAUGAUGAACAAAGUGAUCGAGAAUAUGAUUGAGCAGAGGUUUGAGGAAAUAGAAGUUGAAGAGUUAAGAGCGAAACGCCAAGCUGAAAUUGAUGCCGAAAUGAAGUAUAAAGGAAAAGGUGUUGAAGGUUCUGAAAUUGCAGAAAGAUCAAUAGUUCUAUCUACUGAUCCUGAUGUAUUAUUUAAAGAUAUUACUGCUGAAGGUGAUGAAGAGGAUGAUGACGAAGAGGAUGAAGAUGAUGAGAAAGUUGAUGAUGUAGAUGAUAUAUUCUCUGCUAGCAGUCGCAGUGAUGACGAUGAUGACGAUGAUCAGGGAGGUACGGGUGUUACUGUUACUGAAGCAUUGACUGAACAGAAUGUUGAUGAUUUAAUGCAUGAUCAUGCACAUGAAGAUCGUGAAAGUGCUGAAAGUGAGGGGAGCAAGUGA
Molecule: messenger RNA, 798 nt
Organism: Helianthus annuus (common sunflower)
Lineage: Eukaryota; Viridiplantae; Streptophyta; Magnoliopsida; Asterales; Asteraceae
Product: kinesin-related protein 4-like
Exons: 4
Coding region: 1-798 (265 amino acids)
Source: RefSeq, a predicted model, not a curated record